Molecule: messenger RNA, 2617 nt
Organism: Cyanistes caeruleus (blue tit)
Lineage: Eukaryota; Metazoa; Chordata; Aves; Passeriformes; Paridae
Source: RefSeq, a predicted model, not a curated record
GACCACCCAAUCCCUGGCCAUGGUCAGAAACCUAUAAAUCCUGGGAGGAAAAAUGAACUUUCUCUUUCCUUUCACCAAACCUCGAGCUUUGUCCGUGUCAUCUAUUCAGCGCCAGCGGCAACGAGAGCCCUAAAGUGGUAACUUAAAAAGCUGCUUAAGGAAAUCAGAUAAAUAUUUGCUAUUACCCUGAGCUGGAUCUGCUGACAUGGUAAUUACACCUUUUUAAGUUCUUUUUUUUAUGGUGUUUGCAUGUUUUUUUGACAGAUUGAAUCAUCGAUCGCCUGUAACAAUCCUGGAAAGUGUGGCUGUUUCUAUUGUGCAGUUUCUCCUCUCUAGGGUAAAAGAGAAAUUUUUACUCAUUUUUUUUGGCAAAAAGGCUAAUUUGUGAAUAAUGCCCCGAGGCUCCAAGAGUUUUGUUCUCUUUGUCUUCAAUCAAUUUUCCAUAUGCUGCUGCAAGUUUCAGUAGCUUUUUGAAGAGACUGUUCACUAUUAUUUAUGUAGUGCAAAACAAAAUGAAGGUUUGAAUUAAAAUAUUACUUCUCUUUUUCAUUUAGGACUGUCAGCUCUAUAGCACCUAAACUGGGAAUUUUUUUAAUACGAGUACAGGAAAGAAAAGUUUUCCAAGAAUUACUGACACACCAGGGCACUGUGGUAAUGACCUGCAGAGGGCUGAGGCAGACCCAUGUGUGUGCCUACCACAUAUGGAUGGGGGAAGAAGCCAGAGUCCCAUAUAAGUAAUUCCACAGGGUCUUUGGCUUCCCACACAGACCCAAAGAGACUCUCCAAAACCUCUUGUAUGAGCUGAAGAGCUUCUUGAGCAGAGUCCUUCAAAAAGGCCACAUCACAAACUGCAGUACCCAAGGCAAGCAUCCCGAGGCUGUGCUGUUCAAGGCGGGUGCUUACCUGGGUGAAGCCACAGCCACCUGUGCAAGCAUCAGCUGCAUCACCUUCUACUCCAAUUUCUCAUCCUGCAACGAACGUUAACUCUGCUGCAUGAGGAAAAUGUUCAAUUUCCGGCUGAAGUAUCUCACCUCUACUUCUCUUAGCCCUAUCUCUGCAGGGACAGUCCGCCUGGGACCCUGGGGCAACCCCUCAUCACCCAGCUCGCCAGCAGGUACACAAAACUGACAUCAAAUUAACCUAACAGGGAUUAAAACAUAUUUUAGAACGGCCUUUCCCCAGAGAAUGCAAGGGAACUCAGUUGGACGGCAGAAUUUAAAGGCUUUUUCCUCUCUCAGACCAGCCUCUCAAGAGCCUUUUCAAGCCAUGGAAGGCAGUCUCCUUCCUCUGAUGUCUUCAAGCCAGGGAGGGCUAUUCCCAGGUACAUUUCUGCCCUUUGAGAGGUAACAGCUGUAUCCCAGACUCAGAAAUAUAAGGCAUUUAAAAAUGCCAAAGGACUAAUUCAGUAGAAGUCCUCAUUCUGAAGAAUGAGGCACACAUCUGUGCUGAGGAUGGCACAGACCCAUCUGCUUUUUGGUGUGAAACUGAGAUCACAGAUGGCAAAAAAACCCAAAUAAAGUCCCCUCCUGCCAAAUUUAACCAAUGGAAUAACUGGGGGUCUCAAAUAAUGGAUUAUGAACAUAUUUUUGUUUUAAUUCUCUACCUUAAAAGCCAGAGUAGUAAACCCUGAACCUCAGUACUCUCGGCCCACAGCAGGCAGUUGGAACUACAUGACGUUUAAGGUCCCUUUCAAUCCAAAUCAUUCUGAGACUCUCUGACAGUCUAUUUACCUCCUGCAAUUACUUUGUUGCCCUUAAGCCAAUUUCCAGCAGAAAAAUUCCAGCAGUCCCCAACCCACAACCACGGUUACAGCUGGAUUGCAGCUUCCCAAGCUGAGGCAGCUUUGGUGGAACAUGUGACAUAUCCUAAAUUCCUCCUCUAUCAAGAAGGUGUGUGGUCCUGCAGGUAGCGCUGUUACAGGAAUAAAUUUUCCCACCAGCUGUUUUCUUCUUAGUAAGGGCAACAGUGGUGGUGUGUUUAUAUAUGGUGUUUACAUAUUUAUAUAUGUGUGUGUGUCUGGUUUGUUUUUUUUCCCGGGGCUGCUGUUUUCUAUUAAAAGGAACCUCACAAAGCUGUGCCAUUUCCUAAUUAAUAAUAGGAUAAUUAUUAUCUACACAGGCCAAGUGUAACUUAAAAAAAAAUAAUGAUCAGGCUGUGGCUAUUUUUUAACUCUCAAGGUCACUAGGUGCUGUUGGAGUAGGGGCUCCCUGUGCAGCCUCGCAGGACACACCGUCUGACUUCACUUCGAUCCCACACAGGGUCCUGUGCAGCCUGGUGCUGUCCUGGGGAAGGACAGAGGGACCCAGACAAGCUUGGGAAGUGGCUCAGGGGAAUCUCAUGAAAUUUAACAAGACUAAGUCCUGGUGCUGCACCUGGGUUGGGACAACCCCUGGGGUCAAUCCUGGCUGAGGGUGAGCAGACGGAGCAAUCCUGGGUGAAGGACUUGAGAGUGCUGGUGGAUGAGAGAUGGACCUGCCCCAUGCCAGAACCCUUCGUGCCCUGGGCUGAGACCCCAGCUUGGGCAGCAGGGAAGGGAGGAUUCUACCCCCCUGCCCCUGUGCUCCGGUGACACCUGUUAAAAAUGACUUUUAAAUUUUAGACAACUAAGUCAAAUUAA